Messenger RNA from Lachnellula hyalina, 885 nucleotides. RefSeq lists its product as uncharacterized. Bases 1 to 885 code for a protein of 294 amino acids. The record is from RefSeq and is a predicted model, not a curated record. The transcript has a single exon. NCBI's taxonomy places the organism in Eukaryota, Fungi, Ascomycota, Leotiomycetes, Helotiales, Lachnaceae.
AUGGAUCAUGCCCCCGCGACCUCCGCUACCUUCCUCAACUCCUUCUACUCGCUCUACGACUUCCUGCCACCCAGCAACCCCCCCGCUCCAUCUUACGCGCGCCCGGAGCCGCCGCCGCAGCCGCAGCUGCAUACACAGACACAGGUCCCGGCGAGUGGGAGGCGGACGCUCACGAAGCGGAAUUCCAGCUCGCGGUCCCUGUCUUCGCUCAUCUCGCUCUCGCAGAACGGGAACGGUAGUGGUGCGAGAAGGGCGAGUUUGAAGAGGCCUGAGACGGAGGGGGCUAGGAAUGGGUUGGUGAAUGGCAACGGGAAUGGUAAUGGCAAUGGGGCGCAAUCGCUGGGGAGGAGUGUGGGGUCUUCGGUAGGCAGUGCGAGCGCGAGUACGAUGCAGAUGCCACGGAUAGGGGAGAAGAAGAAACAGCCUUCUUUCAAUGAUUGGAGUGCGGUGAAGCUGCUGGAGCAGUAUGAUCCGGAUGAUAUGUAUGCGGUGAGCCAGCCGCACGCGUAUGUGGGGGAUUAUAUGAUGGAGGUCCCGCUAGGCGUGUCGUUGACGGAGGAAAUGGCCAAGUACGAGGCAAGGGUGAAGGGUGAAGAGGAAGAGCUGAGUUCUGCUACUUCGGGAACGCUAGGAGGUGAAAUGAGCCCAAGGGAAUUUAGACGCAAGAGUAGGCGGUUGGGAUGGAUUGAGAAAUUGAGGGAUGGGUUGCAGAAAGAUGCGGAUAUUGGCUGGUUUGUCGUGGUUGUUGGGGAUGAGGAGAGAGCUCCUCCGGAUGAGCGUAUUGGGGCCAGUGUGAAUAGGGAGGAGCAUCAUAUACGAUCCCCGCCGAGGGGUGCAAAAUCAAAGGGAUUCUUUGGCAGGAGAAAAACCAUUCCCGAGGAGUGA